Babjeviella inositovora NRRL Y-12698 is the source of this 1108-nucleotide messenger RNA. RefSeq lists its product as uncharacterized. Bases 71 to 1102 code for a protein of 343 amino acids. Gene Ontology annotation, molecular function: DNA-binding transcription factor activity, RNA polymerase II-specific. The record is from RefSeq and is a predicted model, not a curated record. NCBI's taxonomy places the organism in Eukaryota, Fungi, Ascomycota, Pichiomycetes, Serinales. The transcript has a single exon.
AAUCUCUUAUCCUACACAUAGCUGUAUACAGGGAUCUCUAACACUCUUUGCUAACAUCGUACCAACCAUCAUGUCCAACAACGUGCCCCACGACCAGUACCUCGCGCAGCAGGCGCAGUUGUACAACUCCGCACCGGCGUACCAGGCGUACGGUAGCGGCCUUAUUGCCAGCGAGACCUUGAGGCAGGGCUCCCAGAACGACGUGCACCUCGGCAACAAUCUCGCAAACAUCCUGAUGGGCGACGGAAUGCACCUUCCGCUCGCGACCGCAGCGGUGUCGGCGUCCGCUCGCGCGAGCAAUAAUCAGCCGCCAAACCAGCAGUUGAUCGAGCCAGCCACCAGCCAGCCAACGUUGAAGUCGUCGUACAAGCCGAAUCAGGUGAUUGCGCAGUUCCCGGAGAAGGAGCAGUUGAAGGCAUUUGUGAAGAACACGUUGUCCGGGAUGGAGAAGUGCAACGUGGUGAUCAACUCGUCCAAGUCGUACGCCAUUUACUUCACGUGCGACAAGUUUGGCAACUAUCGUACCACCGUCAAGGGCGACCGUAAACGCAACGGGUUCUCCAAGCGUGUCAAGUGUCCGUACCGCUUGGUAGCGAACUACAAGAACGACCUCUGGAUUUUAAAGAUGGUCAAUGGCGAGCACAACCACGGGAUGAUCGACCGCAGCAAGAACUCCAAGCGCGGCGCCCGCAACAAGGAGCCGAUUCAGGAGGCAAAGGUGAUGAACAAGCUCAUGGGCUCCGACAUGGACACCAUUCUCCAGCAGCAGCAGUUGCAGCACCAUCACCACCAACAGCAGCAACAGCAGUACCAGCAGCAGCAGCAGCAGCAGUACCAACAGACGUUGAAUGAGUUUAACAACUUGGCGCAAGGCUCGCUUCGUAUGGUGCAGGGCGUACAGGGGCAAAAUGCGUACCUGCAAAACGCGACAGCUGACAGCGCCAACAUUUUCACCAGCGGAAACGCGGGGAACAACUCGAUCUCAACGCUUUUGAGCGCCGCGCGUGAGGAGGCACACGGUGAGAGCGCGCGGCCGCUUGACCAGCACAACUAUAUCGACACACAGUUGCAGCAACAGUCGGGGAUGUUUAAAAAGGAAUAGGCGUGA